Molecule: messenger RNA, 618 nt
Organism: Ipomoea triloba (trilobed morning glory)
Lineage: Eukaryota; Viridiplantae; Streptophyta; Magnoliopsida; Solanales; Convolvulaceae
Product: pathogenesis-related genes transcriptional activator PTI5-like
Exons: 1
Coding region: 33-548 (171 amino acids)
Biological process (GO): regulation of DNA-templated transcription; ethylene-activated signaling pathway
Molecular function (GO): DNA-binding transcription factor activity; DNA binding
Source: RefSeq, a predicted model, not a curated record
UCCAUAUACAGACCAUAAGCAUAAUUACAUAAAUGUCCCCCCUUGUAACACGGCAACUUCUGCCCAUGGCUCCCAACGCCCCCCACCACGAGGCGCUGCCGCUCAACGAGAACGACUCGCAGGAGAUGGUGCUGUACGAGGUUCUCAACGAGGCGCGUGCGCUUCCAUCAUCGCCUGCCGCGGCGGCGGCUACGCACUCCGGGAGGAGCAGGGGGGGCGGCGGCGCCGUGAUGCUCAGGCCGAUAGAGAAGAAGCGGUACCGCGGGGUGAGGCGGCGGCCGUGGGGGAAGUACGCGGCGGAGAUUCGUGACUCGGCUAGGCAGGGGGCUAGGGUGUGGCUCGGCACGUUUAGCACGGCGGAGGAAGCGGCUCUGGCUUACGAUAAAGCGGCGUUCAGAAUGCGCGGCGCUAAGGCGCUCCUCAAUUUUCCGCCGGACGUUGUGGUGGCGGCGGCGGCUGCGGCAUCUUCUCCGGCGAUGCAAGGAGUGCGGAGUUAUAGUUGUGAUGAUACCGGCAUGGCUUCUAGUGCUAGUAGGAGUAAUGAAUAGUGCAUAUAUGAUAUACCUCUACUACUAUAGCUAGCUUGCACAUUCUAUAUGUAUGCCAAUUUUCUUUCCU